Messenger RNA from Symbiodinium necroappetens, 4851 nucleotides. NCBI's taxonomy places the organism in Eukaryota, Dinophyceae, Suessiales, Symbiodiniaceae. The record is from the annotation of a GenBank genome assembly.
AUGUCGCAGCCUGGGCCAUAUACGGUUCCGAAUUACGACAUCUUCGGCCACCACCACCACAGCAAGCCGUUCAAGGACAAAUCCCAUUUCCUGGAGAAAGAUGUUUGGCAUCCCAAAUGGUUGGAUGCGCCGCCGGCCAUCCGCUCCCGAGCAGAACUUCAGCAGGCACGCAAGCAGGGAAGAAUCCCAGAAGUAAGAAGCUAUGAUUUCGAUGGUGACGGAGUUGUCGGCCAGCUGGACUAUUUCAUUGGCAAGUGUUUCGAUCAAGAUGCAGAUGGACGAUUGACGACUGCCGAGAAGCGGCGCGUAGAGAAGGCCCUCGAGAAUGGCUUCCUCGACAAGUAUGUACGAGGACUGGACGCCACUGGGCAGGUUCACAAGUGCGGCCCUAUCAAGCAGAAGCGCGGCGUCAUCUGCGGUCCCGACAGCGCCAAUGAAGCCAGUGUGUCCACGUACCCGCCUCAUUUCAAUGCUCAUCACGUGCCCGAGCACUACACGAGGACAGCACUCAACCUAAGCCGAAAGGCUGAGGUCAAGGCUGCCGGGCUCAUUGCAGGCGAGAACUGGGCAGCGCGCUGUGAACCAGUUUUGGAGCGCCAGCCGCCGAAUCAUGAGACGCAUCCGCGAGACUGCCCGAUAGCACACAUCCGUGAGCGUGCAGAAGGAGACCACCAGUUGGCACGAGUCCGCGGUGGUCUAAUGCCGAUGAGCUACCCGGUGAACCCGGAGCGCGAGUGCAAGACGGUUGGCAUGCAGCGCGUGGAGGAUCCCACCUUCCGCACGCGAGGCCAGUUGUUGGAGACUCGCAAAGAGCUCAUGAAGCGGGACAACGAGGAGUUGAGGCUGAAUGGCGACGAGUACUAUGUGCCCCUCUCCAUAAGGAACGGGGAGAGGGAGGUCGAGGAGUUUAACUUCCGACGGCCGAAAGAAGAGCCGAUGACGCUUACAAGACUGAAGGACAACAGACUCAAGGACAAGAUUGAGUAUGACAUGAACCACUUCAGCUUUCCGCGGAGCUUUCCGCGAGAGUACCCGAAGUACUCUGACCAUCCCGACAUUCCCUUCUGGGUGUCUAACGCCGAAGAUGCCAGAAUUGGGAGUAGCCCACCGCAGACUCUGAGCAGGAACCACAGCGAGCCUGCGUUCAAAGUCACCGAGCUGCCCUUCGGAGAGGAACAAAGGGAGACCUACGAAGUGAUGCCAGACUCCGCCAAAGCGCUGGCCGCGGGCAAGAUGACCCUGGGCCGCCAGACCGAGCUGGGCAGCAAGACGGUGAAGCGCUGGUCCACUGAUAUGCUGGAGCGGGGUCAGGCUCGAAAUCAGCCUCGGCUCUUCGACAACAUCCGACCGGUCAGAAUCGGACCCAAGGAUUUGGAGCCUCUCGAUCUGACGUCCUCCAUGGAGCCGAUUCGCAAUGCUGCGCUUCGGAGACAGGCUGAGGAACGCAAGAAGAUGGCGGCCAUGCCGAAGCGCAGCCGGCUCUACGUGGAUCCAUCUGAGGAGACAAAUGCCAAGCUGCCAGCGCAAGCGGCGCGGUCGGCUCCAAAAUGGAAUCCUCAGAGGACCUCUCCCGUGAAUUCAAAGGCAUUGCCAGAGGGAUCACUGCCCGUGCCCGCAGUCCACUUUGGCUCCGGGUUCGAGGUUUUGCUGGGAUCCUUUCCGGCUUAUGAGGUCGGACAGAGCGAGUCGGGAGCUUGGGCUCUGCACGGCGUGGUUUUCAUUCUGUCACUGGAGCUUCCGGGAGGAAGAGAUACCGAGUGCUCCGCUGGCAAGAAAUGCGCUUUCCAGUUUCUGCAAUUUGCGGCUGCCGUGGAUGUGCAAGAGGGCAGCAGCGACGCAGAGAGUGAUGCGACCGAUCACCAGGAUUGGAAGUCGGCGUUUGACUGGCGAGACGAGCUGUCUACUCCCCUUGGGCACAACCUUCUGACCGAAGCAUAUUCUGGUACAGACUGCAAGUACCAUGUCUGUGACCAGGUAGACGUGGGCCCCAGCAAGUGCCUGGGGGGCAGGUGUAUCUGUGCUCAGGGUUGGAGGGGGAGAGAUGGAAAAUGCAUUCCCGAUCAACAAACAUGCGCCAAGAAGACCGGCGGCGGGUGUCGAUUCUGGGGCUGUGCAUCAUCGAGAGGUGCUGUUGACUGCCAGGCUGGCGAAUGUGUUUGCAAGACUGGCUUCUGCGCCAUCGGAGGCCGCUGCCAAGUCGUCAAAGAUGUGGGCAGCCGCUGCAACGAGACUCUCCCAUGCAAUACAUCACUGGGGGAUGUGGCCUGUGAGGAUGAUGGAUACUGCGCCUGUGCGCAGGCAUGCAGCCCGACCUGUUUGGAGGAUUGCAAUCUAUACAACCGUCAUCGUAGGCGCAUGUGGUUGUGGCUCUUGCGGCUAACUUUUGCAAACAAGAACUUACAUCAGCGAGACGAUGAGCCCCCUCCGUCGGCCACCUCUGCUGCGACCAGGAUGCCGGGAAGGCGUGUGCCCAUUGUCACCAGCGAGCCGGUUUUGCGCUCGCCAGUUCUGGAGACGACAACGCCAAAAGAGCCGAGGCAUUUUGGCACUGGAACCAUGCCGCUGGCACAGGCCACCACGGGCUAUGGAGUCCGCUGUGGGGGCUUCCAGCACGUCGAGUCAGCCAUGUCCAUGCAGCGCCCCAGUCUUCGUGAGAGUCGGGAUUCCCGAGCACGGCUAUCCGGAGCCGCUCCAUGUUUCGCCGAGCCACAGAGCCUGGAGGAACAGUGGGACAUGGCGCAGCGCGUCUAUUUCCAAAGCUUUUUGGCUCCAGAACCUCUUUUGGCUCGCUGGGUGCUACAAGCCUGGCUUUGGCGUGCCGGUGGGGGUAUGUCAUGGGAAGUGUCGCAGCAGAAUCUUCCCUUGCCACUGGCGGAGACGGGCUGGGUGCCGGCAGAGGUGUAUUCCCGGCUCGCCCAGGACUUCGUAGCAGGCUGGGCAUUGAUUUCGGCUUCCGAAUCAAGUCGCCCGCCCAUCUUGGCUGUCUAUGAGCUUGAUGGGCAUGUCUUCCGCAAGUUUCUCCACCGUUCGUCACCUUGGAUUCGCAAUGCAGGGUCGCUGAAACAAAGUGGGCACCAGUUCUACCCAGUGAUCCGUGAAAGAAAGCCACGUGAUGUUCUGGAGACCGCCAGAUACUUGAAACACCACCUGCAGUUGGUGGCAGACCUCGUAGCAAUGGCAGAGAAGACUUCCAUGUGCAGGUGUGAGAUGAAGGGAAAGAAGGCCACAAGAGUGAUGUCUGGGCUGUGCAGCGAGGUGCAAGCUUGGAUUCAUAAGGAUGCCGCAGAAAUGCGCCCAAAAAAACCUGCGGAGCCGGCCGUUUCCGCGACCUCUGUGGAAGAGGUUUGGCUCAAAGUUCUAGAGGUCUGGGGCCACUUUGCACGCGAGCACCUUCCAUACAUGUUGAGGAGGGGAUUCGACCCGUCGGAGCUUCGGGACUUCUUGAAUCAGAGUCAGCCCGGCAUGUUUGCAGCGAUGUCGACAAACAAAGGCAAAUUCCAGAUUGAGACGCCGGAGGCGAUUUGGUCCAAUUUUCGUUCGCAGCAGUGCGAUGUGCGAUAUGCGGCAGAGCAAAAGACGAAGGGCAUGCCGCUGCCGGACCUGUACAGUGGCCCGACCGUCGCCUGCAGUUUCUGGCAGCUCCCCUUGUUUGCUCUUUUGGAAAGCUUCGACGACUCGCACCUCGCUCCUGGCGCCAUGCAGCCCAGCGGCCACGGCCAUGGCCCUGGCCAGCCCUCCCCGGGAGGCCCGAUGCGUCCGGGCCCGGCUCCGCCGGGGAGCGCCGGCGUCGGCGUUUGGCAGGUGCCGGCUCUGGUGUUCUGUGGGCCCGUGGGGCCUCAGAUGGCACCCGUGAGCCCAGAAGGCUUCGUGGUUUGUGAGAAUUGGGGACCCCAGGGGUUCACUCAAUUCACACCGGCGCCUUUUCCGCAGCCCCAAUCCUUUGAUCACGGCAUGGCGCAGUCCAGUGCAGCCACAGGUGUCAUGCCAAUGGCAUGCAUGCAGCGGCCCGGCUUUGACGGGUACCAGGAACAACACUUUGACGCCCAGUCGUCUUCAGGAUGGCCUGCUGCAAAAGAUUGGCAGGGUCAGCCUAUGCCGACACCCAACUUUCAGCCAAUGGGCUUCGUGGGCGUGGGACCAUGUCCCGGCCCGAUGCCGAUGCCUAUGGAGAUGGUUCAAGUACCCGUGCCGAUGCCUCAAGAACCACCAAGUCAAAGCAUGCCACCGCCACCGGAUGUGGGUUUGAGGCCAUUUCGGCCUGCCAACCAGCAGCUUCCGUGGCGAAGAAACUUCCGAUCUAGCGCUUCGAGCUCCCAAUCUACCGCUUCUACCGGGCCAAGUGGCCCACAGAAUUCUUGGAAUGGAGGAUCCCCAGAGGAAGAGGGCCUGUCAUUUGGACCCGGCCGCGGGGAAGAGCCAUGCUAUGGCGACGAGGGGCCUUGUGACUGCCGCUACUGUGAGCCCGGCGAGCACAGAUCCAGACAGUCGAGGCACUGGCGCUCCGGCCUUCGGUCAAGUGACUUGUGGGAGGCACCGUUGCCCUGUGGGCUCCUUCCGUCGGAUGUCUCGGAGCUCCUGUUCCGCGACAUCGUGCCAGAGGACUACGAAAUGCUACUGCAGUUGGAUGAUGCCGUGGAGAAGAGGGUGGCAAGCACAGAAGGUGUGGAUGCCUUGCCCAGUGCAUCAGAGGAGGACUUCGCUGGACAGAACUGCACGGUAUGCUUGGCAGCGCUGGAAUGUGAUGAGGACAUUGCCAAGCUCCCAUGCACUCACGUUUUCCAUCGAAAAUGUGUUGCCAAGUGGCUUACCGAGCAGAAGCGGGCUUGCCCUCUCUGCAACGAAGAGAUUUGA